AUGACCAAGCUGUGCACAGGACCCUUCACCUCCACCGCGCGCCUUGGCACUCAUAAAGCUACACCACCUCUCAAUAAGAUCACCUUAAAGACAGAGCCACCCAUCAUAACUCUGCUUAUCAACAUUUCCAGCUCAAGACCGAUCAACUCUCAAGUCCAAUCCAUGGCUCCCCAAAACCGCCACCACAAUCUCCUCAGGCAGAUCGAAUAUCGCUCGUUUGUAAAGACCAUCGAGAUUUACCACUUCCCUCACCACCUCUUCUCGGUAUCUCAAUUCGAGGCACUCUGCAACACCACAGUCCCCGGUUUCGUCCGCCGUCUAGAAUCGACGGACACUCUGUGCAACUACAAUGGUUCAGAGAAGAACCUUGUACCGGAUGGUGACGAUGUUCCCAUCGGCUUCACUGAGGAAACCUAUCUGUGGAACGUCUUCCGAGAUCAAGGCAGUGCUCUGGGCUUUCGCCUUCUGGACGAGGACCGCAUCGAGUGGGUGCUUUUCGACGCGCUGAUCGAUGAUGUCCUCUCCAACGCGACCGUGGAUAACGGGGUGCCCAUGUUCGACCAUGUGGCAGUGUUGGAGUGUGGUGACUCAAGCCGAAGCUGGAAAGGCACAGUAAUGGGUAACCUGGAACAUCGAGACUGGUAUAGGGGCCUGGCGGCUGCCGAGAGGCCUAUACUACCGCUCGGUCGUGUGGAGGCCAAUCGUGCAGCUCACGAUCGGAUCAAGACGCACCGCGCUCAGGCUGCUCAGGCUGCUCAAAAGGCCGACGCUAAUUCGCGCGAGAGUAGUGAGUGA
Messenger RNA from Didymosphaeria variabile, 795 nucleotides. RefSeq lists its product as uncharacterized. The transcript has 2 exons. NCBI's taxonomy places the organism in Eukaryota, Fungi, Ascomycota, Dothideomycetes, Pleosporales, Didymosphaeriaceae. The record is from RefSeq and is a predicted model, not a curated record. The coding region runs from base 1 to 795 and encodes 264 amino acids.